Morone saxatilis (striped sea-bass) is the source of this 4545-nucleotide messenger RNA. RefSeq names its product transmembrane protein 161B (gene tmem161b). The record is from RefSeq and is a predicted model, not a curated record. The coding region runs from base 231 to 1709 and encodes 492 amino acids. NCBI's taxonomy places the organism in Eukaryota, Metazoa, Chordata, Actinopteri, Moronidae. The transcript has 12 exons.
CUCUACUGCAGUUGAAAAUACCUGCGAGCGGAAGGUUGUGGAGCCGUCGAUUUCUGACCACACAGCGCCGAUCUCUGCGAGGAUACGAUGACCAUUUGAAUGAGAAACCCCUUCAUUUUGUGCACCACCAUCGCAAGAAGGGCCUAUGUGCUCCUCGCCGCUUGAUCUCCGCCUCGGGGUGCUCAGUGUUGUCGGGGAAGAAGAGUCCGCUUUAGCUGCACUGCAUCAACAUGGGUGUGAUCGGUGUGCAGCUGGUGGUUACCAUGGUAAUGGCCAGUGUAAUUCAGAAAAUCAUACCUCAUUAUUCAUUUGCGAGAUGGCUACUCUGCAGUGGCAGUCUGCGUUGGUAUCAGCACCCCACGGAAGAUGAGUUGAGGAGCUUAGCUGGGAAACAAAAAGGACAGAAGAGGAAAGACAGAAAGUACAAUGGUCACAUAGACAAUAAGCCACUAACGGUUCCCAAGGACAUAGACUUACAGCUGGAGACGAAAUGCAUCACGGAAGUGGACACAUUAGCAUUGCACUACUUCCCAGAGUUCCAGUGGCUGGUGGAUUUCACAGUAGCGGCAACUGUGGUCUAUCUGAUAACAGAACUCUACUACGGUGUGGCUCAAGCCUCAGGAGAGAUGAACAUCAGCGUGGUCUGGUGCCUGCUAGUGCUUGCUUUUGUCAUAAAGACCCUUUUCUCUCUAACGGCCCACUACUUCAAGCUGGAGGAAGGAGGCGAGCGUUCACUUUGCAUUACCUUUGCUUUCUUCUUUUUUGUCAAAGCCAUGGCCAUUCUCAUCGUCACUGAAAACUACCUAGAGUUUGGUCUGGAGACAGGUUUUGCAAACUUCUCUGACAGUGCGCUACAGUUUCUGGAGCACCAGGGCUUAGAGUCCCAGGGUCCCAUAUCUAAACUCACCUUCAAGCUGAUCCUGGCCCUGCUUUGCUCCCUGAUUGGAGCAUUUCUAACUUUCCCUGGUCUACGAUUGGCCCAGAUGCACCUAGAUGCACUCAAUCUGACCACAGCUAAAUUUACACAGACUUUGCUUCAUAUCAACUUCCUGUCCCCUCUUAUCAUGGUCCUGCUGUGGGUGAAGCCCAUUACCAAGGACUACUUAAUGAACCCUACCCUGGACAAGGAGAGUGUGCCUUUGAUGACUGAGCAGACGUACGAUACGUUGCGCUUAUGGACCAUCAUACUGCUGUGUAUACUCCGGCUCGCUAUGAUGAGACAUCAUUUGCAGGCCUACCUCAACCUGGCCCAGAAGGGUGUGGACCAGAUGAAGAAGGAGGCCGGACGGAUAAGUACCGUUGACCUGCAGAAGAUGGUUGCACGUGUUUUUUAUUACUUGUGUGUAAUCGCACUACAGUAUGUGGCACCACUGGUGAUGCUCCUACAUACAACUUUGCUGCUAAAAACCUUAGGUGGACACUCCUGGUGGGUCUAUCCCGAAGAAGACCUGCCUUGCACCCACGAAAUGAACUCUGACUCUGUGAUGGGGGUGGCUCCAAUAGCAGCCCCGGCAACAGCUACGGUGGUAGAAACAGGAGCCAGGGCGUCAGUAGCCCAGCUGUCAAUGGCCCUGGGAGGCCUGCGGACUGUCUUCAGCCCCUUGCUUUUCCGGGGCCUCUUCUCCUUCUUUACUUGGUGGAUUGCUGCCUGUCUGUUCUCCACCUCCCUCUUUGGUCUCUUUUACCAUCAGUAUCUCAUGGCGGCAUAGCAUCAACAACCCAGCAGUGGCAGGCAGACCCACACAGGGCUACUGUGUGUACGGCCUGAUCAGAAAGGACUGAGCGAGGACAACAGAGGCCUAUUGAUGACUCUGCUCCACAACUCCUCCUUUCCCUCCUCCUUUCCCUCCUCCCUCUGACCACCCCACAAUGAUUGACCAUAUCAUCAGAGCUCCUGGUUCAACUUCCAGUGCUUCCUCCACAGAUGAUUCUGUGAACUCUUGUCAUUGUUUUUACUACUACGACCACUACCUUUUUAUUUGGAGAAGAUUUAUAAACCUUAAUAACAGACGGACUGAAAGUAUGAGUUAGAAGAAUAUUAAUCACUGUCUGUGUAUUGGCAAAGUAAGAGACUGGAGACAGGUCCAGUUUGCUGUAUGAAAUAUGAUUGCAAGGAGGGGAAAUACUGUAUCUAUCUGAUUCUGAUGACAAUUAAUUGUACAUGUGGUGUGGCAGUUCUGCACAGUUCCCCCAGUUUUAGGGAGGCCAGUAGUGAGAGUUUAAUUGAUGUUCCUUUUUAAUACGUUUUCACAACUGGUCAUAUGUAAUCCAUCUACAUCCUCAGCUUCAUGAUGUCAUCACGUCUUUUACUGAGUCCUUAAUGCAGCUUCUUACAGACUCCUUUUUAACUAGUAUUGGAUAUGAAUUACAUCACCGACUUAUCCAGGAAAAAAACUUCUGGAGUUACUCUCCAUGAUGGGAUGGAUACAUGCUGUUAAGUUUUAUUGGUUGGUUCUUAUAUGCAGGGCCCUGACAUAAAGAGUCAUGCAACUAUCUAUAUUCCCGUCUGUAUCUCCAUGAUAGUUCUAAUUUCCCACAGUGACGCAUUGUAAAGAAGCUGCAUUUAGAUCACAGAAUAUCAUUGAAUCUGGAGAUCUUAAUGGAGGCUUCAUAUUAGCCUAAAAUCACUUUUUUUUCCCCCUUUUUUUUUUUUUUUUAGUUUUGUCGGAACUUAUAAAUGCCAUACUUGUGCCCCAAUGUGUGUCUUUUGAGCACACUUAAAAUAUGUGUUCACGCAAAAUAGCUUUUUAAUGUCUAAAUUCCAUUGCUACGGACUACAAAAGUUUCUGAAUAAGUCUUAAAAUAUAUGCGGCAAGGACCAACGUGUCUGAAUUUGUAGGAGGAGGAGGAGGGAGGAGCAGCCGGUGGAUAUUCCUUGACUGGCUGGUUGGGUAAAGCUGUCAUGCCGCUAACCAGGGUUACACCAUGGACAACCGAAGAAGAGUUGUUCCUGCAGAGGAGGAAGAGAUGGGAGACAUCUCACUGACUUGAAGCUCAUGUAUUUAAAUGUGUCUAAUUGAACUUGCCAUCAAGGACAAACUUAGUUUUUUAAAAGAAAAGGCGUUCCAGCAGAUUUGUGAUGUUUCAUUUACAUUGUGACCUCCCUGGUUUUAUCUGAACCAUUUUAGAAGCUAUGAGAGAAUUUUAAGCUCUUUUUUGAGCAGCAGCAAUGAUUUUAAAGGGAGGACAACACUUAGGGCUCAGUCAAGGUAUGUGCUUGUGUCCGUGUGUCUGUCUGCAUGUAUAGGAUCUCUGCUGUAGGUCAGCUGUAAUCUGAAAGGGCAUUGUGAUCAAGGGGAGAUGAUGUCAACUACUGUUGAUAGGGUACCGCCUUCAUGUUCUGCGUUCCCUUUUUUUUUUUAUUUUUUUUUAUUUUUUUUCUUCACUUUUACCCAUCCCUAGCUUUUGAGAACAAUCUUUUGUUUGUUUUUAUUAAUUUUCUAACUGAUCAAAUUGUGAAUUUGUAAGUUUUGAUUUUUAAAAUGGUGCCAAGUGAGUCUGUUCCCCUGUACCGAUGUCUGUAGAUUUGGUGUCUGCUAGUGUUUGAAACUACAACUGGACUACAACUCUGCGGCCUUCUGUUUUCUGUAGAUCCAUCUCGAUAAAGCGGGAAUCACAAGCUCUGGUUCACAACAGGACAUAAUAACAGUAUUUACAGUGUCUUUGCACACUGUAAAUCUUUGAUGGGUAUGUACGCACAAACAGUCAUUGUGCUCAUGAAGCACUGGCCCAACAUGAUUGUCCAGUUUAUUCAGGAAUGUAGGGUACGUGAUGAUGCCAGAUUGAUUACAGAUCACACAAUCUGGAGGUUCUCUGGCAUUUGCUUUUGUCAUUACGUUUAUUAUAUCAUAGAGUUGUAAUUAUGAAUUCCAGCUCUGUGAGUUUUGUACAGAAAACAUUUUACAAAGUCGAGCAGCACCAUAUCACAUUUUUAAGCUCCUGAUGUUGAAAGUCUUAGCUUCAGUUUUGUGUGUUUGAAAUGAUGGGGAAUAUGCACAUAAUGAAUGUAUCAAUCCUGCCUAAUUUCUAGAUUGUUUUCAUACAAAUGAUUUGUAUGGUGAGUUGAUUUAACCCCACCCCACCCCCACGCCCUGCUCUUCCUGAACUCAUUACUAGUCUACUACCAUCUGUUAAAUCUACCUUUCAAACAAAAUCUAAUUUGUCCUAAUGACUAUUUUUAUUGAUUGACUUAUCUUUGUUUUUGUAUUUAUUACACAUGUCGAGGCCUGUAAACAUUUCUAAUUUUAACAGCAAACUCUUUAUUUUGUUAUUGGAAUGCAUGGUGGCUCACUUCAGUUUUGAAAAUGUGUUUGACAAAUCAGUUACAGAUUAACCUUUUUUUUUUUUUUUAAUGGUCUGGUCCGUUAAGUAGCUGGUAUAAUCAGAAUUCAGUGGCCUAAUGAGGCAUUGUUUCUUCUGUUUGUUACCACUCGAAGUGUUUAUUAUUCAUUGUUGGGUUCACAAAGUAAAUUACACACAUUGUUGUUCUUUCAUGUAUUUAUUUCUGCUUUAGAUUUUGUCUUAAAUAAAUUAUGUUCUUUACUA